Messenger RNA from Trichogramma pretiosum, 2515 nucleotides. RefSeq names its product mitochondrial proton/calcium exchanger protein (gene Letm1). Gene Ontology annotation, biological process: intracellular monoatomic cation homeostasis. Gene Ontology annotation, molecular function: ribosome binding; calcium ion binding. The record is from RefSeq and is a predicted model, not a curated record. Bases 109 to 2337 code for a protein of 742 amino acids. NCBI's taxonomy places the organism in Eukaryota, Metazoa, Arthropoda, Insecta, Hymenoptera, Trichogrammatidae. The transcript has 8 exons. Gene Ontology annotation, cellular component: mitochondrial inner membrane.
AUAAGCAAAUAUCUAUAUAUGUAUGCACAUGUAUAUCGACAUACUUAAGAUUUCUGCACUAUUUUUUGAAGAGAGUGGAAAGCUACCAUCUUACAAUUUGUUUUUAACAUGUAUCCGAUUUUUAAUUCUAAAUCAAUAACCGUUUUUCCUUCUACUACUAUCAAAGGAUGUUAUUUAAAAAAAAGAAUCCCUGAUAUUGAUGCACUAUCUGGUUGUUUAACACUGAUCUAUAAAAACACAAUAGUUUCUAAACCAGUUAUUAAAAUCCAUAGACCAAUAUUAGUUUAUCACUCUGAAGUGAGUAAUUUUCAAAUACGAUUUAUUCACAUUGAAACAAAGAAGUUUGGAUCAGAAGCAUCUUCCAAAGUUGAAGAAACUGUAAAGAAUAUUAAAGAAGAAAACAAUGAACAGAAAUCUUCUAAGUUACUAAAUAUUAUCCAUGCAAAAAAAAAAAAAAAUGAUAAGGUAUCUCUAUUGCAACGUGUCAAGAAUGAAAUACUUCAUUACUACCAUGGCUUUAGAUUAUUAGGCUUAGAUAUGAAAGUAGCUGCAAAAUUAUGUUGGCGAAUGUUGCAAGGACAUGAGCUGAAUAGAAGAGAGCACAGAUUAUUGGUGAAAACAACAGGGGAUACUUUUCGACUGAUACCAUUCUCUGUUUUUAUCAUCGUUCCGUUCAUGGAGUUUUUGUUGCCAAUAGCAAUUAAAAUUUUUCCAGGACUAUUGCCAUCUACUUUUCAAACUGCUACAGAAAAAGAAGAUAAAUUAAAAAGAGCGUUAAAAGUUAAAGUUGAAAUGGCCAAAUUUCUCCAAAAAACCUUAGAUGAAAUGGCACUUCAAUCGACAGAGCAUGGUUCGAAAAAAGCUAAAGAAUUUGUAGAGUUUUUUUACAAAAUAAGAUCAACUGGUUCGAUUGCAACCAAUGAAGAAAUAAUGAAAUUCAGCAAAUUAUUUGAAGAUGAAAUCACUCUAGAUUCUCUUUCAAGACAACAAUUAAUAGCAUUGUGUAGGGUUUUAGAUGUUCAAACCUUAGGCACAACUAAUUUUUUGCGAUUCCUAUUACGAAUGAAGUUGAGAAGUUUAGCUGCGGAUGAUCGGAUGAUUGAGAAAGAAGGAAUCAACUCGCUCACGAGAACGGAAUUACAGCAAGCCUGCAGAGCUAGAGGUAUGCGAGCUUAUGGUAUGUCAGAACAGAAAUUAAAAGAGCAACUUAUGCAGUGGUUAGAUUUGAGUUUGAAUAAAAAAGUACCACCAACCUUACUUCUUCUUUCAAGAGCCUUAAUGGUACCAGAUACUGUUCCCAUGACUGACAAAUUGAAAGCAACGAUUUCAGCUCUUCCGGACACUGUUAUAACCCGCACAAAAGGUGCUAUUGUAGAAAAAGAAGGUAAAGUAGAUUAUAAAACUAACAUUGAAAUUAUUAAAAUGGAAGAAAAAAAAAUCGAAGAAGAACGAGAAGAAGAAAAAACAUUAAAAAUUAGUGACAAGCACGUACAGGCAUCAAAUAUUUACUCGCCGUUCUUAAAAAAGAAUGAAAUUACGACCAAUGACGUUAAAGUUCUGGAACAGGCAUUAGAAACUCUCAGCACAGGACGUAAAGAAAUGCCUGUUGUAGAAGAAGAACUAAAGGAAUUAAAAGAAGAAAUGGCCGAAUAUCAAGAGGAUGUUAAAGAACUCAAUCAAUUGAAAAAAGAAGCCAAAGGGUUACCAAGCAUAGAUAAUAUCAAAAUUACAAAGGGAGCAAAGCAUUUAUUCAUUCAAGUGAAUCGGAUAAUAAGUAAACUAGACAAUGUUGUAUCUGAUUUAAAAGAAUCAGAAAAACAAAUAAAAAUAACAAUGGAUGGGAAGCUGGAAAAUGAAAAAUUGUCUAGUGCUGCAGAACUAUUCAAAGUAGAUGAACUUAUUGCAGCCAUCAAGAAAAUACAAAGCGUACCUGAUGAACAUCGCUUAGCUCGUAUUACUGAAAUUUUGGGAAAAAUAGAUGAAGAUCAAGAUGGUGCUAUCAAAAUUAGUGAUAUACUCAAGGUAAUAGAGUUGAUUGGUAAAGAAGAUAUCAAAUUAAGUGGUAAACAAUUAGAAGAGUUGAUGGAACUCAUGGUAAAAGAAGAAAUUUUGGAAGUUGAAGACCAAAUACAAAAAACACUUGAAAAAGAAAAAAAUGAGAACAAGGAAGAUAAUAAUCCAGAUGAUAUGCAAAAUUUGUUCUUGUCUGAUGAUACGUCUUCAUUGCGAUCAAGUAUUGAAAAAGACAACUUUGAAACUCAGCAGUUAAAUCAAAGUCAAAAGUUGAAAAAAGAUGUGGGUUCUAAUUUACAACCAUUGUCAAAAAAUACAAAAUAAGAAAAUAGAAACAAAUUAAAAUAUAUAUAUCACAUAUAUAUUUUAUAUAAAUGUCUGUUUGUGUGUAUAUUAACUUGAUAUAAAGUAAAAGACUUUGUUGUUAAGUAUUUUCAUAUUUUAAUGGGAAAAUCAUAUUUUUAUUAAUUUCAUUUUCUAUUGCAAAGCAAUCACAUCACUU